This is a messenger RNA of Meloidogyne enterolobii, 1342 nucleotides long. The record is from the annotation of a GenBank genome assembly. NCBI's taxonomy places the organism in Eukaryota, Metazoa, Nematoda, Chromadorea, Rhabditida, Meloidogynidae.
AAUGAUUGAAUUAAAUAAGCGUGUAAUGCUAAAAGAAUUUAAAGGGGUUGUUAAAUAUUGUGGAGAAGUUGAAGGAACAACAGGAAUUUGGAUUGGCGUUGAUUGGGAUAAUAAAGAAAGAGGGAAACACAAUGGAAGUUUUAAUGGAAAACAAUACUUUGAAGCUUUGUCAGCAACUUCUGGCUCUUUUGUUAGAGAAAAAGAUUUGGAAUUUGGAACAGACUUGAUUGAUGAAAUUAAUGAAAAAUAUGCUUCAAAUUCAAAAAUGGAUGAAAUAAAAAUUCAAGAUUCUUCUUCAGCUAAAAUAUUUGAAUUUGUUAAAAUGGACAAAAUUUAUUCAAAACAAAAACAAAUAUUUAAACUAAAAUGCAUUGUUUUGAGUUUUUCAAAAGUUUCUCAUCUCAAUUUAAAUAAACUUGGCCAAUUUAAAUUUAAUUUUUGUUUGGAACUGGAUUUAUGUUCAACAUUAAUUGGAAAAUGGAAUGAUUUAAUUAAUAUUUUGUUGGCCUUUCCUGCUCUUAAAAUUCUUAAUUUGGAUUGUAAUCGAAUCGAACCUUUGGAAGACUGCACUACCAAAGAAAUUGAAAAUAUUGAUAAUAAUUUAGAUGUUUUUAAAGGAAUUACCCAACUUUCUCUAAAUGAAUGUAAUUUGACUUGCCAAACGGCUUUAAACAUUUCAUCUUGUCAAUUAGAAAAUAUUUAUUUUGGUGAUGGCGUUUUUAAUGGUUUUACUAAUUUAAAUACUCUUAUUUUGUGUGAUAAUCCAAUUAAUAAAUGGGAAUCAAUUGAUCAGCUUGGUCGUUUGCCUUCCUUGGAAAAAUUAAAUUUGAAAGGAACUCUUUUAUUUGGUUCUAGAGGUGUGGAAAGCAGAGAAAUUGUUAUUGCUAAAUUGCCCAAAAUUAUAUAUUUGGAUAAAUGCGAUGUUUCUUCAUCUUUACGUAAAUCGGCCGAAAAACUUUUUAUUAGUCGUUUUUCUCUUCCUCCUAAUUGUCAGGAGCAUAAAAGCACUUUAGAACGGCUUAAAGCAGCUUAUGGUCUUUCAAAUGAACCAGAAAAGGACGGAAAACCUCCACCAAUUUCCCAAUAUUCUGGCAUCCAAACUCGCCGUCUCUUUUUGUCUUUCGAAGAGAAAUCUACAAUGCGUUCACUUUCAUUGUCAUUACCUCUUCAUAAAGUUGUUGGAUUAGGUGCUCGGUUAUUUGGAUUUGAACCUGAUCAAUUAAAAGGAGUUGAAAUUCAACGUUCAGACCCAAACUUCCCUUCAGAAUUGAUAGCACGGACAAAGGACAAUCUUUUAAGACAAUUUGCACUUGAAGAUGGAGAUACUAUCCGAUUUGUUUAA